CAUAGGCGGGUAAACGCCCCCACUCCAAACUGUCUCGAAAAGAGUCCAACUUUUUUUUCGAUACAUGUUACUGUUUUCUUCUUUUUGAGUGAUACGGGAACAAAGCGACGACAAGCCAGCUCGACAGAAUUGAUUUACUAGAGCCAGAAGCGGAGUCCUGUUGUGGCACGUGUUCGGGAGACAAGAGCCUGAGUUUGGUGCGCAUGCGCAUAUCGCUGUAUUGGCCACUUCCAACACCAGCAACAGCAUCAGGCUAACAGCAACAGGCAGCGACGGGAUGGAGUUUGAGGAGUCCGGUAUCGGCGAGGAGUGCGGGGUAUUCGGCUGUGUGGCGGCCGGAGAGUGGCCCACUCAGUUGGAGGUGGCUCAGGUGCUCACCCUAGGACUUGUGGCGUUGCAGCACAGAGGUCAAGAAAGUGCUGGGGUCGUCACAAGUGAUGGAGCCAGUCCACCGACAUACACAACCCUCAAGGGAAUGGGCUUGGUUAACAGCGCUUUCUCCCCUGAGGCACUCCUCAAACUGCGUUACGGCAACCUGGGCAUCUGUCACACGCGCUACUCCACCACUGGCAUGUCGGAGCUGCAGAAUUGCCAACCCUUUGUGGUGGACACCCUGCACGGCAAGAUAGCGGUGGCACACAACGGAGAGCUGGUCAACGCGCAUGCUCUGCGAAAAAAGGUUAUGCGUCAUGGUGUCGGCCUGUCCACCAGCUCCGAUAGCGAGCUCAUCACUCAGCUGUUGGCCUUCACUCCACCACUAGAGGAGUUAGACGCACCCAACUGGGUCGCCAGGAUUAAAAAUCUCAUGACGGAGACACCAACGUCGUACUCGCUGUUGGUGAUGUUCAAAGACGUCAUUUAUGCCGUGCGGGACCCCUAUGGAAACAGACCCCUCUGCAUCGGACGUGUGGUUCCCAUUUCCAAACUGCACAAAUCAGGUGGCAGUGAGGCGGACACUGAGGGCUGGGUCGUGUCCUCAGAGUCCUGCAGCUUCCAGUCCAUUGGCGCUAAGUAUUACAGAGAGGUCCUCCCGGGAGAGAUAGUCCAGAUAUCCCGACACGGAGUGAAGUCUUUGAGUGUUGUGCCUCGUCGUGAAGGGGAUCUUCCUGCCUUUUGCAUAUUUGAAUAUGUUUAUUUUGCCAGACCUGAUUCCAUUUUUGAAGGACAGAUGGUCUACACCGUCAGGCAGCGCUGCGGUCGACAGUUGGCCAUCGAGGCCCCAACGGACGCAGAUGUGGUCAGCACCGUUCCCGAGUCGGCCACCCCUGCCGCACUGGGUUAUGCCGAGCAGUCUGGCCUGCCCUACAUCGAAGUCUUGUGCAAGAACCGGUAUGUCGGGAGAACCUUCAUCCAGCCUAACACCCGUCUCAGGCAGUUGGGCGUUGCCAAGAAGUUUGGCGCCCUGACAGACAACUUUGCCGGAAAGCGGGUGGUGCUGAUUGAUGACUCCAUCGUCAGGGGCAACACCAUCUCACCCAUAAUAAAACUACUUAAGGAGGCGGGCGCAACAGAGGUCCAUAUCAGAGUGGCUUCUCCUCCCAUUAAGUUCCCUUGUUACAUGGGCAUCAAUAUUCCCACGAAAGAGGAACUCAUCGCGAACAAGCCAGAGUUCCAGGACAUCGCCGGAUACAUUGGUGCCGACAGCGUGCAGUACCUGAGUGUAGAUGGGCUGGUGACAGCGGUGCAGAAGGGAAUCGCCUCCCUGCAGAGUGGAGAGGUGAUUGAACCUACAUACAAGUCUGGUGGUAGGGUGGGUCACUGCACUGCAUGUCUGACUGGCAAGUAUCCUGUGGAACUGGAGUGGUAAACUGGCAAGCCGUGUUACAUGUCACACACUCCUUCAGUAAAACUUGCCCAUGUUACAAGAUGAGUGCUCCUACUGACCUCUAGUGGUUGGGCUAAUCUGUUGAUUCAUGUAAAUAUAACAUUACUUUAGUUGGCUGUUUUAUGACAGACCUUGCCAUUUUUGUAAAAAAAAAAAAAAAAAAAAAUUUUUAAUGCACAAAUCAGUGACCAAAGAUUUUCCUUCAUGUUUGAACAUGAGUUUUGAACUAAAAUGAGUAACUGUCUACAGCAUCCUGGUAUUCCUGAAUAUGUUGCAUUAAUAUCACGCUGUUCUGUUACAUAUACAAUACGUGAGGGGUGAGGGUAUAAUAAACACUGACUGAAUUCAACCUAAAGCGCAGAAUGUUUUUAUUUAAACCAACCAAUUACUAAUAAUACAAAGUAUGCACAAAUGCAAUUACAGUGAACAUGAAUAAAAUAUUUGAAUGUAAAAUUGACAAGACAAUGAAGGACUUUUACAACAGCUUGAG
This is a messenger RNA of Corythoichthys intestinalis (scribbled pipefish), 2315 nucleotides long. It is a transcript of the gene ppat, whose product is annotated as phosphoribosyl pyrophosphate amidotransferase. Gene Ontology annotation, molecular function: amidophosphoribosyltransferase activity. Bases 278 to 1807 code for a protein of 509 amino acids. Lineage: Eukaryota; Metazoa; Chordata; Actinopteri; Syngnathiformes; Syngnathidae. Gene Ontology annotation, biological process: purine nucleobase biosynthetic process; purine nucleotide biosynthetic process. The record is from RefSeq and is a predicted model, not a curated record. The transcript has 12 exons.